Messenger RNA from Lytechinus variegatus (green sea urchin), 346 nucleotides. RefSeq lists its product as uncharacterized. Bases 14 to 316 code for a protein of 100 amino acids. The transcript is spliced from 2 exons. Lineage: Eukaryota; Metazoa; Echinodermata; Echinoidea; Temnopleuroida; Toxopneustidae. The record is from RefSeq and is a predicted model, not a curated record.
AUUUGGCAAGCAUAUGCUGUUGUCUGCUGCUAAAGCAGAAAGUGCUCAAGCAAGUUCCUGUAAUAAGGCUAUGAGACGUUCACUCAGUGAACAUGUUGUAAGAACAUCAGGAUCGCCACCAAACAAUCGCAUUCGUGAUCAGAUGAUGAAGGAGAAACUAAUCAAUGAACAGAUGAGGACGAAUGGUUCCAUCUCUAGUUUGAGAACACAGUCAUUCAUCUUACCCAGAGUACUACACGUUAUUCCUGAACAACCUGAGGAAGAAGUUGUAGAUCCAGAAACCUACUCAUAUUCAGAUAUCAACGUGUAUUUUUGAUCAGUAGAAGGAACAUUGGCAUUACGUCUC